AUGGAAUACACUGUUCUUUACACAGCCCUUUCGCUCUUCUUCCUGGCUUUAGCCUUGAAAAUCUACCAAUCCAAAACAACCCACAAAAAUCUUCCUCCAGGUCCACCUUCUCUUCCAAUUCUCGGCCACCUUCACCUCCUAGAACCCCCUAUGUACAACGUAUACUACAAGCUCUCUCAAAAAUACGGGUCAAUCAUCUCUCUCAGGUUCGGGUCCCGCCUUGUGGUUGUGGUGUCCUCACCAUCUGCAGUUGAAGAAUGCUUCACCAAAAACGACAUUGUGUUAGCCAACCGUCCUCGUCUUCUCCUCGGCAAGCACGUAAGCUACGAUUACUCCACCAUUGUCUCCGCUCCUUACGGUGACCAUUGGCGCAACAUCCGCAAAAUCGGCUCGCUCGAGAUUUUCUCCACGCAGCGUCUCAACAUGUUCUUAAGCGUUCGAAGAGACGAAAUCAGGCGAUUACUCGAGAAACUCUCAUGUGCCUCUGGCGAAAAAGUGGAGCUGAGGACACUAUUUUCGAACCUCACUUACAAUAUCAUUAUGAGAGAGGUUGCAGGAAAGCGGUAUGACGGAGAUGAAGUUGAAAGCCAAGAAGAAGAGUCGAGGCGGUUCAGGGAGUUAGUUGCGACGAUUGUGUCGUUGGGAGGAGUUUCGAAUAAGGAGGAUUUCUUGCCAAUUUUGAACUUGAUUAAUGGAGGGAAAUUUGAAAAGAAAGUGAAAGGGCUUGCGAAAACUAUGGAUUCAUUGUUGCAAGGACUGAUUGAUGAACAUCGGAGUAAGAGAGAGAGUUCAGAGAGCAUGAAUACCAUGAUUGGCCAUCUUCUUUCGUUACAGGAGGAACAGCCUGAGUAUUACACUGAUCGGAUCGUUAAAGGCCUCAUACUGAUCAUGCUAAUUGCGGGGACUGACACGUCAGCAAAAACACUAGAGUCAGCCAUGUCAAACUUGGUCAACAAUUCGGAAGUACUAAAGAAGGCUAGAGCUGAAUUGGAUGAUCAAGUUGGUCAAGACCGUCUGAUCGAAGAAUCAGAUCUGACCAAUCUACCAUACCUACAAAACAUUGUUUCAGAGACCCUUCGAUUAAAUCCACCGGCCCCACUUCUGGUCCCACACAAUGCAUCAAAGGAUUGUUCCAUUGGUGGUUACAAUGUGCCGCGUGACACAAUAGUACUAGUCAAUGCAUGGGCUAUUCAUAGGGACCCAAAUCUAUGGACUGAUCCAUUAAGUUUUAAGCCCGAGAGAUUCGAGAGCGGUGAAUCUGAAACUUACAAGUUCCUGCCAUUUGGGCUUGGAAGGAGAUCUUGUCCCGGAGCAGGUAUGGCCCAGAGGGUAGUGAGCCUAACUUUAGGAACAUUAAUUCAAUGUUUUGAAUGGGAGGUGGUUGCAGAAAAAGUAGCUGAAAACGCUAGUGUCAUGCAUAACGCUGCACCAUUGGAGGCUUUCUGCAAAGCAAGAACUGAUGUGACCAGGUUUUCCUUAGUUAGGGGUGUCCCUUUUUAG
Molecule: messenger RNA, 1500 nt
Organism: Tripterygium wilfordii
Lineage: Eukaryota; Viridiplantae; Streptophyta; Magnoliopsida; Celastrales; Celastraceae
Product: cytochrome P450 81E8-like
Exons: 2
Coding region: 1-1500 (499 amino acids)
Molecular function (GO): iron ion binding; heme binding; monooxygenase activity
Source: RefSeq, a predicted model, not a curated record